Zophobas morio is the source of this 1386-nucleotide messenger RNA. RefSeq lists its product as uncharacterized. Lineage: Eukaryota; Metazoa; Arthropoda; Insecta; Coleoptera; Tenebrionidae. The record is from RefSeq and is a predicted model, not a curated record. Bases 1 to 1386 code for a protein of 461 amino acids. The transcript is spliced from 4 exons. Gene Ontology annotation, molecular function: DNA binding; nucleotide binding; DNA-directed DNA polymerase activity. Gene Ontology annotation, biological process: DNA replication.
AUGGAAGAAUUUUAUUUGUUAAACAGAAAAGGAGUGUUUCCUUAUGAUUAUAUAAAUUCCUGGGAGAAACUCCUUGAAACAAAACUUCCCGAAAAAAAGGAUUUUUAUAGCCGCUUAUACGAACAAGAUAUUAAAGAUGAAGAUUAUUCUCACGCUAUCAAAGUUUGGAAUACUUUCAAUAUUCGUACAUUAGGAGAAUAUUCCGAUUUAUAUUUAAAAACAGAUGUGCUUCUUCUAUCCGACGUAUUCGAAGCAUUUCGAACUACGUGUUUAAAUACUUAUCAACUUGAUCCCUUACAUUAUUAUACUGCACCAGGCUUAACAUUUGAUGCCAUGUUAAAAACGACAAAAAUUAAACUAGAACUCUUAACGGAUAUAGAUAAAGUCCUUUUUGUCGAGAGAGGUAUUAGAGGUGGAGUUUCCCAGUGUUCUAAUAGAUACGGUAAAGCCAAUAAUAAGUACAUAAAUAAAGACGAAUAUGAUCCUUCACAAGAUAGUACCUAUUUAAUGUAUUUUGAUGUUAAUAACCUUUACGGAGCGGCAAUGUCUCAAUGUUUACCGUAUGGGAAAUUUGAAUUUGUAGAAAAUUUCAAUAUUUCAGAUAUCUUAGAUACUUCUGAUAAUUCCACAACUGGUUAUAUUAUUGAAUGCGAUUUGGAUUAUCCAGUAGAUUUGCAUGAAAUACAUAGCGAUUUACCUUUAGCUCCAGAGCACAUGAUACCUCCCAUUUCAAGAUCUAAACUUAAAAACCUAUUCGGAAAGGCCUUCCUGGCUACACGGAUUAUACGCGUAGACGGUGAAGAACAAGUGGCACAAAUGAAUGGAUGCUCAAGAUCGAUCAUGCAUCGUUACAGACAAAAAUCUAUAUCCUUACUAUUGACGAAAGUGCAGCAUCUGCGACGAGCCGACUGCGCGACGAGUGCAUGUUGCUCAAUGGAAUAUAUAGACUUAAAUACAAGGCUUAGACAGCAAGCGAAGAACGAUUUUGAAAAAGAUUUUUUUAAAUUAAUGAUUAACGCUAUUUAUGGUAAAUGCAUGGAAAAUGUUCGAAAACAUAGGGAUAUUCGAUUGGUCAGUAAAUGGGAGGGACGAUGGGGAGUUCGUUCUCUUAUUUCUAAACCAAAUUUUCACAGUUCCGUUGUAUUUGAUGAUGAUUCAGCUAUCAUCGAAAUGAAUAUUUCUAAAACUUUUCUCUAUGAAUUCCACUAUGGUUAUAUUAAGGAAACAUUUAACAAUAAUGCAAAGUUGCUUUACACCGACACUGACAGUCUAAUUUACGAAUUUCAUGUAGGUGAUAUAUACGAAUAUAUUAAGAAAGAUUCUCAUCGGUUUGAUACUUCAGACUAUGAUUUGUAUAAUGUUUAUGGUAUAGAACAAAAAAAUUAA